Messenger RNA from Sclerotinia borealis F-4128, 1176 nucleotides. Lineage: Eukaryota; Fungi; Ascomycota; Leotiomycetes; Helotiales; Sclerotiniaceae. The record is from the annotation of a GenBank genome assembly.
AUGUCUUACUCGGGUUUUUACGAAGGAGAUGAUCCAGCUGCCAUGUAUCAAAUGUUACAGCAACGUGGCAUGCGAGGACCUCCUAAGCGUUUCGACGAGUACUAUCGAUGUUAUCCAACCGUCAUGAUACCAGGUCCCGAGCGACAGAAUCUCAAUUAUGGAGGGAAGAUUAUUAUGCCACCAUCUGCUUUGGAGAAACUUACUCGAUUGCACAUCACAUACCCUAUGCUUUUCGAGCUCAUCAACGGUCAAGGUAGCGAUGGAUCGAAGCUGACACAUGCUGGUGUACUGGAGUUUAUUGCAGAUGAAGGAAAGGUCUAUCUACCACAUUGGAUGAUGCAAACUCUCGAGCUAGAAACUGGAGAUCUUUUCCAAAUCAAAUCGACUGAUCUUCCCCCUGCGUCUCUUAUCAAGCUCCAACCACAAUCCGUCGACUUCCUCGAUAUCUCCAACCCCAAAGCCGUGCUCGAAAAAGCCUUUCGCGACUUUUCUACGCUUACCAAGGGCGAUAUCUUCAGCUUCUACUACAACGAUACUGUCUACGAUGUUGCCGUAUUAGAGAUUAAACCGGUCACUGAUAAGAUGGGGGUCAGUAUGCUCGAAACAGAUGUCUCAGUCGAUUUCGCUGCUCCAUUAGGCUACGUCGAACCGACAACGACCAGAGCCAGCGGCAGUGGAACUAGUACCCCCAGAAGUGUCAUCGGUGGCUUACCUGCAGGUGGAAUGCUUCAUAGUCAAGGAACUAUGGCACAGGCCAUUAAUUACGAUGCCAUUGCGCCGACCUCUAAUUCCGUCGCCCAAGGCGCCAAAGCCGCAUCAUCCAACUUUGUAUCCGGUGGUCAUAAGCUGAGCGCAAAGAAGGGCGCAAAAACACCUACGCCUACUGCUUCUACUCCUGUUGCGGGAAUUAGCACGAAUACACCUACUGUGUCGGUUCGAAGAACGAAUGGUCCCCAACCUCUUCGAUUGCCACCAAACAAACUCUUCUUCGGUUACGAAAUCAAACCAGUCAAAACACAAGCAGAUAAGGACAAAGAGAAUUCAAAUGCGAGGCAGCCCCAUUUCUCGGGACAAGGACAGUCAUUAAAGACGGGCAAGAAGGUGGAGGCUAAGGUUGAAGCUGCUCCAGAAUCUCAGGCUCAGGGCGACAGUGUAGGACGGCGGUUAGAUGGGUAG